Staurois parvus is the source of this 1545-nucleotide messenger RNA. Lineage: Eukaryota; Metazoa; Chordata; Amphibia; Anura; Ranidae. The record is from the annotation of a GenBank genome assembly.
AUGUUUACUGGAGAGUUGGCUGAAAGUCGUCAGACUGAGGUAGUAAUCCGGGACAUUGAUGAGCGAGCCAUGGAAUUGCUUAUUGACUUCUCAUACACAUCCCAAAUCACAGUGGAAGAGGGCAAUGUACAGACCCUUCUACCAGCUGCAUGCCUUCUUCAACUUGCAGAAAUCCAGGAAGCCUGCUGUGAAUUCCUGAAACGACAGCUUGAUCCCUCCAACUGUUUAGGUAUCCGAGCCUUUGCUGACACUCACUCCUGCAGAGAGUUGCUGAGAAUUGCAGACAAAUUUACCCAGCACAACUUCCAGGAGGUGAUGGAAAGCGAGGAGUUCAUGCUUCUCCCAGCCAACCAGCUGAUUGAUAUCAUUUCCAGUGAUGAGCUGAAUGUGCGCAGUGAAGAACAAGUAUUUAAUGCAGUCAUGGCAUGGGUAAAAUACAGCAUCCAAGAACGGAGGCCGCAGUUGCCACAGGUUCUUCAACAUGUCAGAUUGCCUCUGCUUAGUCCCAAAUUUCUGGUAGGAACAGUGGGAUCUGAUCCACUCAUUAAAAGUGAUGAAGAAUGCAGGGACUUGGUAGAUGAAGCCAAGAACUAUCUUCUUCUGCCUCAGGAACGUCCUCUGAUGCAAGGGCCCAGAACAAGGCCUCGGAAACCCAUUCGUUGUGGAGAAGUGCUGUUUGCAGUGGGAGGUUGGUGCAGUGGAGAUGCCAUUUCUAGCGUUGAACGCUAUGAUCCUCAGACCAAUGAAUGGAGAAUGGUGGCUUCCAUGAGUAAACGGCGAUGUGGUGUCGGUGUCAGUGUUCUGGAUGACCUUCUUUAUGCAGUAGGUGGUCAUGAUGGAUCUUCAUACCUCAACAGUGUUGAAAGAUAUGACCCAAAGACAAACCAGUGGAGCAGUGAUGUGGCUCCUACCAGCACUUGCAGGACGAGCGUUGGUGUUGCGGUUCUAGGGGGGUAUCUUUAUGCUGUGGGUGGCCAAGAUGGUGUCUCUUGCCUCAACAUUGUUGAAAGGUACGACCCAAAGGAAAACAAAUGGACACGUGUAGCCUCUAUGAGUACAAGGAGACUAGGUGUGGCUGUUGCAGUUCUAGGUGGUUUUCUUUAUGCUGUUGGGGGAUCAGAUGGUACGUCUCCUCUUAAUACAGUGGAGCGCUACAAUCCUCAGGAAAACCGCUGGCACACAAUAGCACCAAUGGGCACUCGCCGAAAGCACCUGGGAUGUGCUGUGUACCAGGAUAUGAUCUAUGCAGUAGGUGGAAGAGAUGACACCACAGAGCUAAGCAGUGCUGAACGGUACAAUCCCAGGACCAAUCAGUGGUCACCAGUGGUUGCCAUGACUUCCCGACGAAGUGGGGUUGGUCUUGCUGUGGUCAAUGGACAGUUGAUGGCUGUAGGCGGAUUUGAUGGAACAACGUACUUGAAAACUAUAGAAGUGUUUGACCCAGAUGCUAAUACUUGGAGAUUAUAUGGCGGCAUGAACUACCGACGGUUGGGUGGUGGUGUUGGCGUUAUCAAGAUGACACACUGUGAAUCACACAUCUGGUAG